This is a messenger RNA of Torulaspora delbrueckii, 1944 nucleotides long. It is a transcript of the gene APC5, whose product is annotated as anaphase promoting complex subunit 5. Gene Ontology annotation, cellular component: anaphase-promoting complex. Lineage: Eukaryota; Fungi; Ascomycota; Saccharomycetes; Saccharomycetales; Saccharomycetaceae. The transcript has a single exon. Gene Ontology annotation, biological process: protein K11-linked ubiquitination; positive regulation of mitotic metaphase/anaphase transition; anaphase-promoting complex-dependent catabolic process. The record is from RefSeq and is a predicted model, not a curated record. Bases 1 to 1944 code for a protein of 647 amino acids.
AUGCGAGGUCAACCCCACUUAAAAGUUACCAAUUCAUUGGCUCCAUAUGAUGUGUGUAUUUUGACAUUGAUAUAUUUUUACUGUUUUGAUAAGCAACGUAUACCAGCCAAGAUCUUCAUUACUUUGAUCUCACCUACAAUCUCGACGCCGGAUGUCAAUCCAAUUCUAGAGAAAGACUUCGAAACCUCUAUAAUCCAGAGACCACUUUUACCUGUUUUAGAGCCAUUGGUAACUUAUUUAAUCGGUGCUGAUGAGCGAGAUCUGGCCAUAAAGCUCGUCUCAUUUCUAUGGUCGAUGAAGAGCCUGGACGUGGUGAUCCAACUACUCAAGACUUUGAAAACUGAAUGCCUCACCAAAGACUUUAGGCAUAUGAGAAAGGAUGCACAGGAUAGCAGAGUGCGAAGAGUCACGAAGAGAAGUCUGAUAGGUGCCUAUCUGGAUAAGUGCCUCAUCAAGUGCCAAGUUGGCGAGUUUGAGGAUAGAGAGGCCCUAUGGAACGUCCUGAGAAAGUAUAUGUCAGUGUUCCAGAGGACUUCGACGUGGGAUGACAUCAAGGAAAGUGUUACAGAAGUGUCAUUUCGAUUUAUGCCAACCGCUGGACAGCACAACCAGGAUGAUGAAAUGUUUUCCUUCUUUCAACGGUUAUGUCAAGACAAUCAGUACCAUGGAUCCGGUGAUAUGAUGAUUGGAUCAUCACAUUUACAAGCUUUAUUGAACUGGGAAAUAAUGCUAAUGUCUCAGGGAAACUCGAGCGCAAGCCAGGAUAUUCAUGACAUUCUGAGCAUGCUUACUCUAAAUGAGAUCACACAUUUCCCCGCUGUACAUGUAUUUCGAUACUUAGAGUCCAUUUCAAGCAACUGCUAUCAAGCUGCAGUGGAUGCGUUACACAACUAUUUUGACUAUAUGUUGACACAAAAUGAUGAGAAUUGCUUUCAUAUCUCGCUAUUAUGCCUAGCUACCUUCCAUGCUCGCUUAAAUGACUGCCCUGCAGCAAUAAAAGCUUUUGAAGAGGCUACGAAGGUUGCACGGGAGAACAAAGACACUGAGACUCUCAACCUCAUUAUGAUUUGGGUCGUCGAUUUUAUCGAGAGAAACCCGGAAUACUCAAAUCACUUUCAGGUUACAGUCGAUCAAAUCGUGAAGUAUCUCAGGUCUUGUUCUGACAGCGAGAGCUCUCUCGUGUUUGAACAUGCGUAUAAAUUUGAAUCACUUUUGCUUAUGAUGGAAAAUGGUAGCACGACCUUGGUUUUGGAAUCAGCUUUCAAGUAUCUGGUGAUAGCAUUGCAAAGAUUGGAGUUAGGCUCUGGUACAGGUUCUGCAUUCGGACAUCUAUCGCGAAUAUGGGAAAAUUUGGGCUACACGCAGAUUAGUAAAGUUUACAAUGGAUUUGCGCAAGUUGAAGUCAAGCCAAUCGACGAAAUAGAGGUCGCCUAUGAAUCUUUAAGUAAGAAAGAUUAUGGCCAAGUUGCUCGUACCCUUGUUAAGUUGAAGUCUCCAAACGUAGUAUAUGAGCAACGAAAACAAAUGAUGCUGCUGGAUGUCAGAUACCAUAUAGCUUUAGAGGAUUAUUCGGAAGGAAUGAAAAAAAUUUAUCAAUCAAUCAAUGAAAAUGACGCUGGUGUAGUAGACUCUAGAUGGAAAUUUCGUUUUGAAUUGGAAAAGUGUCAGGUCAUGCUCAAGUGUAACGUUGCGAUGCGAGGAUUGGCAACCCUAACGGAACUACUAAGUCGCUCACUAAGCACUGAAAAUCCACUACAGUUUUCAGAGUGUUUAGUGCUUCUUUGCGAAAUUCUAAAUGAAGCUGGAAAAUUGGCCGAAUGCCGUUCAUUGAUAAUAUCAAACCUACCCAUGCUUCUACAGUUCCCCUCUCUGGAAGAGAAAAUAGUUGAAAUCAUGAAGGUUACACACGAUACUAGUCCUCCUGUUGGCGGAGCAUUUCCAUGA